AUGUUCAGUGGCUGUGGUGACGGUAAAUGUGACGUGAUGCAAAUGUAUGAGGGCAACUCUCCAUCUGGAGCUUUGACGCUUAUUGUCAUUGCUGCAGUUGCGAUUGGAAUCGGCUUUUUGACGAUCAUUUGCACACUCAUCAGCGUAACCCGAAGUCGCCGAAGUACACGUCGAUUACAGACAAUAUCUCCGGAACGUGUAGUUUCACCAGGUGCAUGUGCAUCACUGAAUCAACGACUACCGUCGUUAAGAGGAGACAGUUAUCGCUACAUCGCAAGCUCUGUUCACGAAACGAAUUUGCCUCCUCAGCAACAAACACCAAAAUCAUUUGUGCCUAUUGAUGAUGCCCCACCACCAACUUAUGAAGACGCCAUACAAAUGGCCAUUCAAGAGAGCCUCAGGCAUUGUGAACACGAAACCGCCCAGCAACCACACUCGACGGUUCAGCAA
Molecule: messenger RNA, 450 nt
Organism: Anisakis simplex (herring worm)
Lineage: Eukaryota; Metazoa; Nematoda; Chromadorea; Rhabditida; Anisakidae
Source: the annotation of a GenBank genome assembly